Molecule: messenger RNA, 1688 nt
Organism: Momordica charantia (bitter melon)
Lineage: Eukaryota; Viridiplantae; Streptophyta; Magnoliopsida; Cucurbitales; Cucurbitaceae
Product: transcription factor MYB1R1
Biological process (GO): response to ethylene; response to gibberellin
Molecular function (GO): DNA binding
Source: RefSeq, a predicted model, not a curated record
UCUUCCUUCUCUUUUCUCUAUCCGCUAAGUUUCCUCUCCCACUUGUAUGCUCUUAGAAACCGCCUUCCCCUCAUCCGUACAGAGCACCGCCGCCGCCGUCGUCGUCUCCACCGGAUCAUGCGGAGCAGCACCGCCGUCACCAACGAAUCCGCCGCCGCCGAGACCGGCGGUGGCUGUCCUGGUGAGAUCAUGUUGUUUGGUGUAAGAGUGGUGGUGGAUUCCAUGAGGAAGAGUGUGAGUUUGAACAAUCUGUCGCAGUACGAGCAGCCUCAUGAGGCCGCCAAUGUAAUCGCCAACGAGAACAAGAACGACGUCGUUUCCGUCAAUAACAAAGACGAUGUUGCCGCUGGAUAUGCCUCUGCAGAUGAUGCUGUUCCCAACGCCCGUGGGAACCGCGAACGUGAGCGCAAGCGAGGUGUGCCGUGGACUGAGGAAGAGCACAAACUGUUUUUAAUUGGAUUACAAAGAGUGGGGAAGGGGGAUUGGAGAGGAAUUUCAAGGAAUUUCGUCAAGACCCGCACCCCAACACAGGUCGCUAGCCACGCGCAGAAAUACUUUCUUCGCCGGAGUAACCUAAAUCGCCGUCGCCGUAGAUCUAGUCUCUUCGAUAUCACGACGGACACGGUCACGGCUGAGCCAAUGGUUGAAGAGCCGGUGCAGCAUCAAGAAAUUUCCUCUCAAUCUCAUUCCUUUACUCCAUCAGCCCUGCCUGAAAUUUCCCAGAACAAUGUAAUUCCAAUGGUGCAAACUCUGCCACUUACAAUUGGGCCAACACCAUUAGCCACACCAACCAAGAAUCUGAUGGAAAAGUGUGGUCCUGGAGAAGUAAACACAGAAAAUGAUGGAUCACUGAGGCUUGGCCUCACGGAUUCCAUCUUUUCCUCCAAUCAAACUCCAAACUCAACUGAUUUGAACUUAAAUUCAAACUCAAUAAUGGAGCCAUCAGCCUUAUCUCUUCGCCUUUCCUUAACAUCUGACCACAGGGAGGCCUCAUCAAGGCACUCAACUUUCCAGGCCAUGCCAAGUUUCAAUAACGGCGAGGGAAUCAUAAGUGUUGCUUAACGAUGAUUCACAGAUCUGGGGAAGUAAAUUGAGAAUUAGAGAGAAUGGGGGGCCAGAGACGACAGAAGUUUAUUAGGUGACUAAAUCUGAUCCUAUCCUGUGCAGACCCGGAAAAGGGGUUGCCUUGCUUCACUUCAUGUUUUUGAUGGCAUCUAUGUAAUCUAGAUUCUUGAUGAUUUUCGCUGUUGUUGUCGGUAGGUGGUACUGGUACUGACUGAAUAAUGACACUAUUCUGUGUGUGUGUGUGUUAGAAAAAAUGACUGUAUUUGAUGGGUCUCGUCUGGUUGUGUUGUGGGUUUUGGUUAUAGUUUGAAGGAAAGAAUAUCCAAGUUGGAUAAAUGGGUGGUGGUUUCCAUGCCAUGAAUGUGAAAGGGGGAUGAGGCAAAAUUCCCCUGUUUCUCUAUGUAUGUAGCUGCCAUUAAUUUUUGUCAACGUUUGGAAGGAAUCGAUUUGAUCCACAUCCAUAUCCACAGUGAUUGAUGGCUGUCCUAUGUCUCGAAUCUAUGAUAUUUUGGGGGUUUCAGGGCCUUGUAUUCUAUAUCUGGUCUGCCUGGCUUCCCUUCAUCUUAUCUUACAAAACCCUCCUAUGUAAAAAUCUGUGCAAUAUAACUUUUUAAGUUUUGUCA